GUCGUGAUUGUAGUUCAGAUCGGUAAAAAGUCGAGGCCACCAAACCUGUGAGAAAACAGAAGAGGAAAUGAAAUUUAGAUUUUUCAGAAACUGAUUAAAGAAACUGAAAUGCAGGACGUUCAGACCCCCACUAGGAUAAUCAUCUAUUAGAACAGAUUUCCUGACAUGAUGAGUUUGGUUUUUCCACACAGAGCCACAUAUUUAUCAACCAUUUUGCUUAUGACGUUGCUGACAUUAAGGGACUGAGCGGCAUCAAUGACUCUGAAGAGGCCUGCGGCCUUGGAGAGGAGAAUUUGACCUUUUCAUGGAAAGGUCACGCUACACGUCAGAGCCAGAGCUCAGUCAGUGGAUCCGUGUGGAUCUGGUGAGGUUGGCGGUCAUGUUCCACUUGGAGGACCUUCAACCGACACGUGGAAGGAGAGCAUGAAGUGGAUUCUCCUAGCUGUCAUUCUCAGCUGUGUUGUUUUGACCCCAGGAACCUCUCCAACCAUCUACAAGGCCCGUGAAAAUGAGAACACCACCAUCAGGUGGGACAGCUCGGUCCGGUCCGACCUGACCAACUCCAGCAUUCUCUGUGUCCUCCUGAAGUCCAUGAAGGUUCUGUACCGGAGGAGGAACGGCGUGGAGUCUUCAGGAUUCCUGGAUCCGCAGUUCUCAGAGCGAGUUCAGUGUGACGGAGACGCUCUGAGAGAGGGACGAGUUGUCCUUCGUCUCUCCAAAGUCACCGCUGAGGAUUCUGGGACGUAUCGCUGUGAUCUGCAUGCACAUUAUAACGAGGGGAGAUGGGAGACCCACGUGUUUGAGAACUUUCUCCUGAAUGUGACUACAGCCUCUGAUGAGGAGAACCAUCUGGUGCUCAGCGGGGGCCCAACGUCUGCUGCAGGCGCUGAAGAUCCACCAGCACAACGUAAACCAAGAAGUGGAGUGAACGACCCAACAGGAGCUGGAAUUCCACUGGCCGUGGCGGCUCUGGUAGUUCUGAUUCUGUAUGGAGUGUAUCUGAUGCCCAAACCUCGGUUCAUCAGAAACGUGUUUCUCCAUUUACUGAAUCUCUGAGAUCUCCUUCAUGCUGCAGCUGAAAAAAACAAACUGCUCCCACUGCUGCACAGACUGAGGGCUUCUGGGAAAAUCAUCCGCCAUUUUCUCAUUCAAAAUUAGAGCUAAAAGCCAAAAGUAGGCGGUUCUAACACACCUUCAAGAAACUCAUUCAUUCAUUUUCUUAACCGUUUUUCCCUUUCGGGGUCACGGGGCUGCUGGAGCCUAAUCCGGCCACUUAUGGGCGAAGGCAGGGGACAACCU
Molecule: messenger RNA, 1299 nt
Organism: Oryzias latipes (Japanese medaka)
Lineage: Eukaryota; Metazoa; Chordata; Actinopteri; Beloniformes; Adrianichthyidae
Source: RefSeq, a predicted model, not a curated record